AAGGAGAAGCCCCCCUCUCCCUCCCCUGGAUCUCAGCCUGGGAAAGCAGGUGUGUGUUGUGGGGGUUGGGGGUGGAUAAAGGCUCCCCAAGGCCUUCAGAGCAGGAGGAGGAUUGAGGAAGGGUCUGGGUUUCAAUCCUCGGGGAUUCAAAUGAAGGUAUUUCUUGCCCUGCUGGGCACGAUGGGCUUGGGAAUCCAGGCCUUUGGAAGCGCCACUCGCUUUGUUACUCCCGCCUGAAAUCGGGGGAAGGAAAGAGGGUGAGAUUCUCAGGUGUGACAGAAUUGGGAUAUCUCACCGUUCUAGUCCUCAGUAAGGUCUGUGCCCGGGCCAUUGGCUGCUGCCGGCUGGGAGAAGAGAACCAUAGCAGACGGCCGAAACUGUUGGUGGAUGAAAGCAAAGUCGGAGAAGGGGAGCAGGGGAAGAUAGAGGGAAGGAAAGAGUCGUGUCAGGAGCAGUUAAACAGUCACUCGUUCCAGUUCUGGAAUCUCUUGAACAUUAACUAGGAAAGAGGGGACGGGAUCGCCCUUCAGCCUGACUCGGCCUGAGCCCGCGGGAAAGAGAGAGGGGGAGCUCCAGGCCAUGGCGCACGAGCAGCGGGGCAGCCCCAGCCUCCAUCCGGAGGGGCUUCAGCGCCUUUUGGCCGCCUGCCAAGAAGCCAAGCGGUUCGCCUACUGCCCCUACAGCAAGUACCCCGUGGGAGCAGCCCUCCUGACCGCCGAGGGGAAGAUCUUCACAGGUUGCAACGUUGAGAACGCCUCUUUCCCGCUGGGCGUCUGUGCCGAGCGGACGGCCAUCCAGAAGGCCGUGUCCGAAGGCCACACCAAAUUCCGAGCCAUGGCCAUCAGUUGCAACAGCCGAGAGUCCUACGCCCUUCCGUGUGGAGCCUGCAGGCAGGUCCUCCGAGAGUUCGGCCAAGAGUGGGCGAUCUACUUGACCCGGAUGGACGGCACCUACAUCCAGAAGACGCUGGAGGAGCUGCUGCCUUUGUCUUUCGGGCCGGAGCACCUGAGCUGCUAGGUGGGAAGGUGGAUGGCAGGGCAGCUGCUCGGCUUCUCCCCACCUCCAAGGGCCUCCGAGAUCCCCUGAACGCCUGGUGGGGGCCCCCCCCCCAGCCUCUGGAGCCCACGGAGGCCUAAACCUCCCCUCAAAAGGGAGGCGGCUGCACCCUUUGGAGGCUGGCAUUCCCAGCAGCUUCUCCCUGAGCAACCGGGAUUGUUAGCGUCAGUUCAAAGGUCUCCAGAACUCUUUUU
Thamnophis sirtalis is the source of this 1250-nucleotide messenger RNA. RefSeq names its product cytidine deaminase (gene CDA). Gene Ontology annotation, molecular function: cytidine deaminase activity; zinc ion binding. The record is from RefSeq and is a predicted model, not a curated record. NCBI's taxonomy places the organism in Eukaryota, Metazoa, Chordata, Lepidosauria, Squamata, Natricidae. Gene Ontology annotation, cellular component: cytosol.